AUGCUAGGCGACUUUCGGACCUCAAGGUUAUCGACUUUCGGACAUCAAGGUGAUCAACCUUCGGACUUGAAGCUUCUGCUCGACUGUCUGCCCUUUCUUCGUGCUCGCCUAUCACGCCUGAUGCAAUAUUGCGCUGCCAGAUGUGUACAGAGUGUCAUUCCCCGUUUGCGUUUACUGAUACAUCAGCGCAGACACGCUCUCGUAUCCGGCGCCCUUCAGCUUCCCCCUCUGAUCCUCCGUGACUGUAUACCGGACUGA
Molecule: messenger RNA, 258 nt
Organism: Schizophyllum commune H4-8
Lineage: Eukaryota; Fungi; Basidiomycota; Agaricomycetes; Agaricales; Schizophyllaceae
Exons: 1
Coding region: 1-258 (85 amino acids)
Source: RefSeq, a predicted model, not a curated record